Messenger RNA from Theobroma cacao (cacao), 1887 nucleotides. RefSeq names its product putative glycerol-3-phosphate acyltransferase 8. Gene Ontology annotation, cellular component: membrane. Gene Ontology annotation, biological process: cutin biosynthetic process. The record is from RefSeq and is a predicted model, not a curated record. Gene Ontology annotation, molecular function: glycerol-3-phosphate 2-O-acyltransferase activity; phosphatase activity. Lineage: Eukaryota; Viridiplantae; Streptophyta; Magnoliopsida; Malvales; Malvaceae.
GUCCCUCUCUCCUACCCCAACGCCUGUUCACUUGGCCCCUUGAAAGAGCAGAGGCGUUCACUUGGCCCCUUGAAAGAGCAGAGGAAAACAGAACAAUUAAAUAGGGAAAAGGGACAAGGGAAAAGAGAGAAGAAAAAUGGCUCCAGCGAAAUCGGGGCGAAGCUUUCCUUCGAUAACGAAAUGCGAAGGUUCGACGUACGAAUCGAUAGCCGCCGACCUCGACGGCACGCUUUUAAUCUCUCGAAGCUCUUUUCCUUACUUCAUGCUUGUCGCCGUCGAAGCUGGAAGCCUCCUUCGAGGUCUUAUCCUUCUUCUCUCUCUGCCUCUGGUCAUUGUUUCUUAUCUCUUCAUUUCCGAAGCUAUUGGUAUCCAAAUCCUCAUAUUUAUCUCCUUCGGUGGACUCAAGAUCCGCGACAUCGAGCUCGUCUCCCGUGCUGUUCUUCCGAGGUUUUAUGCUGCGAAUGUGAGGAAGGAAAGUUUCGAGGUGUUUGACAGAUGUAAGAGGAAAGUGGUGGUGACGGCGAAUCCGACGUUCAUGGUGGAGCCGUUUGUGAAGGAUUUUCUCGGUGGAGACAAGGUUUUAGGCACAGAAAUUGAAGUGAACCCCAAAACAAAGAAGGCCACGGGGUUUGUCAAGAAGCCUGGGGUUUUAGUCUCGGAGUUGAAGAGACUGGCCAUUUUGAAGGAGUUUGGAGAGGAAUCACCUGAUCUUGGAAUCGGAGACCGUGAAUCUGAUCAUGAUUUCAUGUCAAUUUGCAAGGAGGGCUACAUGGUGCACCCUAGCAAAUCAGCAACACCAGUACCUCUUGAUCGCCUAAAGAGCCGCAUCAUCUUCCAUGAUGGUCGCUUUGUCCAGCGCCCGGACCCGCUCAAUGCCUUGAUCACCUAUAUGUGGCUGCCAUUUGGCUUCAUCCUAUCCAUCGUUCGCGUUUACUUCAAUCUACCUUUACCAGAGCGUAUCGUACGCUACACAUACGAAAUGCUGGGCAUCCACCUCGUGAUCCGCGGGAAGCGUCCUCCCCCUCCAUCCCCUGGGACCCCAGGCAACCUCUACGUCUGCAAUCACCGUUCAGCUCUUGAUCCAAUCGUGAUUGCCAUCGCACUCGGUCGCAAAGUUUCGUGUGUCACGUACAGCGUAAGCCGCCUCUCGAGGUUCCUGUCUCCAAUCCCAGCCGUCGCUUUAACUCGUGAUCGUGCGGCUGAUGCUGCUAGAAUUUCAGAACUAUUGCAAAAAGGUGAUCUAGUUGUGUGCCCAGAGGGGACCACGUGCCGCGAGCAGUUCCUGUUGCGAUUCAGUGCUUUGUUCGCAGAGUUGAGCGAUAGGAUCGUGCCCGUGGCGGUCAAUUGCAGGCAGAACAUGUUUUAUGGUACGACCGUGAGAGGGGUCAAAUUUUGGGACCCUUAUUUUUUCUUCAUGAAUCCUAGGCCAACGUACGAGGUCACUUUCCUUGAUCGUUUGCCGGAGGAGAUGACGGUUAAGGCCGGAGGGAAAUCGUCGAUUGAGGUGGCCAAUCACGUGCAGAAGGUGCUGGGCGAUAUCCUGGGGUUUGAGUGCACUGGAUUGACUAGGAAGGAUAAAUAUCUGUUGCUUGGAGGAAACGAUGGUAAGGUUGAAUCAAUGUACAAUGCCAAGAAAUAAUUUGGGUUGUGGAUUUUCUUAAAGCAUUUGAGUUUAAGAGAAUGAGGUGCUUGAUUCCUUUGAUAAAUUUCUAAACAGAAAAAGUCCUGAGAGGCUUACUGAGUAUUUGUUAAAUGUAUAAUUGUUUAGACUUUGGAUUUCUUUCCUCAUGUAAACCUUGCUAAUGUCUGAUGGAUUAUUAACCAUCUCGAUAAUGAGAUCAUAAAUAGCUAAAGUUUUAUUAGAUUUGAAAGAGGUGGUAUUUGCAC